AUGGUAAAAGAUUUUCCGAUGUCCCAAAAUCCCAACCAUCCUACAUCAAGUUCAACUAGGUCUGCUUUUGCACCAAGAUCAAAAGUGAGAACCAAUACUGGGAAAGAAACUCUGAGGCAAGGUAGAGUUCUUGCACUUGUGCCUAGGGACGUCCAGAAUAUCGAAUCAGUGUUGUUAGGUAUAAUUCCUAUCUGUGCCCAAAAUGCAUAUGUGUUGAUAGAUUCUGGAUCUAUACAUUCAUUUGUGUCACAUGCCUUCUCUAAAAAGUUGACUAGACCCUUAGAAGCUAUAAACUAUUUUCUAUCUGUUGAUUUGCUUCCCUUGGAUAUAGACCAUUUUGAUUGCAUAUUGGGUAUGAACUGGUUGACUAAAUAUCAUGCUACCAUUGAUUGUGUUACUAAAUCUGUUAUGUUUCGACCACCAGAGUUGCCUGAAUUUGUAUUUGCUAGGAAUGGUGUAGUUUUCUGCUAUGAAAAUAGUGUUGAUAUGAAAACUAUUCCUAUAGUCAGUGAAUUCCCUGAUGUUUUCCCUAAUGACCUACCUGGAGAUUUGAUUGAUAGGGAAAUCGAAUUUACUAUUGAAAUUCUGUACCAUCCAGGGAAUGCUAACACAGUUGCAAAUGCCUUGAGUAGAAAAUCCAUUAGGAAUCUGGCUUGUUUGCUCACCGGUCAGAAAGAGUUGUUGUGUGACUUAGAAAGAAAUGAAAUUGAAAUUAUUCUGCAUGAACAGGGUGGAGUCUUAGCUGCUAUUUCUGCACAGCCAGCAAUAAUUGAGGAAGUUAAAGAAAAAGCAACUAGAAGAUGA
This is a messenger RNA of Camellia sinensis, 804 nucleotides long. The record is from RefSeq and is a predicted model, not a curated record. NCBI's taxonomy places the organism in Eukaryota, Viridiplantae, Streptophyta, Magnoliopsida, Ericales, Theaceae.